AGGAGUGUGGCUGGGGUCGAAGCCGGGGUUCCGUCCCGGCUGGGCUGCCGCCCCUUCUGGACUGCUGCAAUGGAACUCAGCGCCGAAUACCUCCGGGAGAAGCUGCAGCGGGACCUGGAGGCAGAGCAUGUGGAAGUCGAGGACACGACUCCCAACCGUUGCGCGUCCAGCUUCCGAGUCCUGGUGGUGUCAGCCAAGUUCGAGGGGAAGCCGCUGCUUCAGAGACACCGGGCCCGGGGACCUCCAGCGUCCUGGGUCACCCUGCUUUCUGGGACCACCACUGAGACUCCGGCCUUCCAUUUCCUCGCCCCAUCUCUCCCCCAGGCUGGUGAACACGUGCCUGGCAGAAGAGCUCCUGCACAUUCACGCCUUUGAGCAGAAAACCCUGACCCCAGAGCAGUGGGCCCGUGAGCGCCAGAAAUAAGAGCCCAAGGCCCACACAGCUAUUAAAUUAUGAAUCAGGACCA
Molecule: messenger RNA, 467 nt
Organism: Nyctereutes procyonoides (raccoon dog)
Lineage: Eukaryota; Metazoa; Chordata; Mammalia; Carnivora; Canidae
Gene: BOLA2B
Product: bolA family member 2B
Exons: 3
Coding region: 70-375 (101 amino acids)
Biological process (GO): intracellular iron ion homeostasis
Cellular component (GO): cytosol; nucleus
Molecular function (GO): 2 iron, 2 sulfur cluster binding
Source: RefSeq, a predicted model, not a curated record